Pygocentrus nattereri (red-bellied piranha) is the source of this 3438-nucleotide messenger RNA. RefSeq names its product coiled-coil domain containing 6a (gene ccdc6a). NCBI's taxonomy places the organism in Eukaryota, Metazoa, Chordata, Actinopteri, Characiformes, Serrasalmidae. The transcript has 9 exons. Bases 108 to 1514 code for a protein of 468 amino acids. The record is from RefSeq and is a predicted model, not a curated record.
UCGCGCACACGCACGCGCUCAGCUCGAGCUGGUCGUGUUUUCUCGCACUUGCAGACGCGCUCUCAAAUCGCGCUCCUCUCGCGUUCCCCUUGCCCGGUGGUGCGGCCAUGGCAGACAGCGCCAGCGAGAGCGACACGGACGGCGCGGGCUGCAGCGCGUCAGUCCCGCCGCUUUCCUCCUCGUCCUCUUCGGCCGCCUCAGCGCCCGGCGGCGGUGGCGGCGGUAGCAGCGGCGGCAAGCAGGGCGUCGUCAUCUCGCAGUCUCGGCUGGAGGAGCUGACGAACCGCCUGGCCUCGCUGCAGCAGGAGAACAAAGUGCUGAAGAUCGAGCUGGAGACGUUCAAGCUGAAGUGCAAGUCCCUGCAGGAGGAGAACCGGGACCUGCGCAAAGCCAGCGUAACCAUCCAAGCGAGGGCAGAACAAGAAGAGGAGUUCAUCUCGAACACCUUGUUUAAGAAGAUCCAGGCUCUGCAGAAGGAAAAAGAGACGCUUGCCGUGAACUAUGAAAAGGAGGAGGAGUUCCUCACUAACGACCUGUCUCGGAAACUUAUGCAGCUCCAGCAUGAGAAGGCUGAGCUGGAACAGCACUUGGAGCAGGAGCAAGAGUUUCAGGUUAACAAACUGAUGAAGAAGAUCAAGAAGCUGGAGAACGACACUAUCUCCAAGCAGCUCACCCUAGAACAACUGCGUCGUGAGAAGAUAGACUUGGAGAACACUCUAGAACAGGAGCAGGAGGCGCUGGUUAACCGACUCUGGAAGCGUAUGGACAAGCUGGAGGCUGAGAAAAGGAUCCUGCAGGAGAAGCUUGACCAGCCUGUGUCGGCCCCACCUUCUCCACGGGAGGUUUCCAUGGAGAUUGACUCUCCUGAGAACAUGAUGCGGCACAUUCGCUUCCUGAAGAGCGAGGUGGAGAGGCUCAAACGCAGCCUGCGCACAACCGAGCUACAGCACACAGAGAAGAGGGCUCAGUACAUUGAGGAGGAGCGGCAGAUGCGGGAGGAGAACAUGCGUCUGCAGAGGAAGCUGCAGAGAGAGAUGGAGAGGAGGGAGGCUCUGUGCAGGCAGCUCAGCGAGAGUGAGAGCAGCCUAGAGAUGGACGACGAGAGGUAUUUCAAUGAGAUGUCUGCUCAGGGAUUAAGAGCCCGCACCGUGUCCAGUCCCAUCCCCUACACCCCUUCGCCCUCCUCCAGCCGCCCCAUAUCCCCAGGUUUGUCGUACACCAGUCACACGGUGGGCUUCACACCACCAGCCACGCUCAGCCGAGCCCCCCUUCCCCACUACACCCCUCCAGGACUGCACAUCCACCCAGGACCCUCCCACGGAGUUCAGAGGCCGUCCCCCAGGAGAAGCAACAGCCCGGACAAAUUCAAGCGCCCCACACCCCCGCCCUCCCCGAACACACACUCCGGGGCGCAGCAACACCCUCCUCCUCCGCCCCCUCCUCCAGCACAGCCAGGGAUCCAGUCUGGCCCUUCUCACUCGGCUAUGUCCCAGCACCCCCCUGUCCAGCCUUAAUGCAUGCGCCGCGCACCAUCACACGCUAGGCUAGGCUACAAACCACCAAGAAACCAGGCCAUCCUCCACUGGGCCACUGCUAAAGCGGGCGAGAAUGGGGCGGCUUUGGACGGACUGGGAGAGAGAAAAGUGGACUGUGAGGUUUUAGGAACAGAGAGCGGAGUUGACCGGUGGCUACGUCUUGAUUUGGGCUCAAACUCAGCAGUCAUGUCACAUGUUUUGCUUUAGAAUGGAAGAGAUGCUUAUGAAAAGCAUAGAGAUUUUGGGUUUUUUUUUUGUUUUGUUUUAUUUGGUUUUUUUGUGUUUGGUUUUUUUAGGUUUGCUGUCCAGAGCUUCCCAACCCUGAGCCCUCUGGCUAGCACUGUGGCUAGCCCACAGCUGAACUGGGCAUAACAAAACACCUGAGACUGUAUCCGGCCAUAUACUGCUUUUAGAUUCUAUGAUCUAAAAUAAUCAAGACGAUCAAAUACAUAAGUGGAGAAUAUCAUACUACUUGUAGAUAUGAUGGCAAACAGCUCAGCCAAAGGGAAAGCUCCAGAAGGAGUGAAGGGGAGUGGGAAGUGCUCUGGAUAGCUCAGCUGACAUGGGAGAGCUAAACGCAGGUUGAUUUGUUUAUUCGUUUGUUUUUUAGGUUGAUUAAAUCCCAUGUAAGGCUGUUAAGCACAGUGUGUAGAGAAGGCAAAGGCAGGACAGUCAUGGAAACUUCGACAGCACUUGUUGCCACUUUUGCAUGUGUGUAUAAAGCUGAAAGAGUGCAGUGUGAGUGUGCGUGAAUUGGUGUUGGAGGAAGUUGCUCUUUUACACUGAUCUGAGGCCAGUUUUGCAGGUUUUCGAACUGUUAAGAGGUUUCAGCCAACUCAACAUGGCUGUCAGUUCUUAGCAAACAAUAUGGCCUGGCCAGACGGAGCUGCGGCCAUCGAACUGCCCACUCGACGACCCAUUAAAGCUGCAUGAUAUGGACAGAAUACUAGCGCUGCAGUGAUAUUGCUAUUGACCUAUACCUUGCAUUGUAUUAAAGGGACCUUAUUACCUUUAAAGAGUUGUAGCAUGGAAUUGCGUUUUAAAGAAUAUAAAGCACGCACCAAACCAUACAGGCCACAUAACAACCAAUCUGCUUGGUUGAGUAGUGUUGGUCCAGUGGAAUUGUCUUGCACCUCUUCUUGAGGCUAAUUUACAUUUUUGACGGGCUUGAUUAGGUAGGAACAGCCUGACGUCUCUGCAUCUGUGGCAUAGUUUAACUACCAUGCAUAGAAAUUUCUCUGUGCGUAAUUCCAAACACUCAGAACAUACUAGGAGGCCAGUUGGCUUUUGUAUUAUUAUUAUUAUUAUUAUUAUUAUUAUUAUUAUUAUUAUUAUCAUGAUUAUUAUUAUUUAAAUUUCUUUUACUAAGUGCCAGGAAACCUCCAAGGUAAACUACCGAUGCAGCAGAUGGUGAUCAGGGUGGGGUACUUCUUUAAAUUCCCCAGCUUCAGAAUCCCACAUUGUUAAAUCAGCUUAUUACCAAACCUGUAAAGGUUGUAAUUGGGAUGUUACAACAAAACCAAAACACUGAAUGUGCAGUGGUUCCCUCUGGAACAGAAGAAUUUGGAAACAGUGACUUUAGGCCUUCUACGUAUAGUUGCCAAAGUUCCUCAAAGGUCUCGGAAUCCUGAUCUCCACGUCAUGGUUCCCAGAUCUUCACAGCAGUCUUAAAGUCAAAACUGGCCUCAGAUCUGUAGGCAUGGGCCGCUCCUCCACGUCUCCUCUCUGUCCACCCCACCAUAAGGCACUGGAGCAGAACAGAGGGAAGGACGAGGAAGAGGAAGUAAGUGCCCUCAACUUAACUGUCACUGUCAUAAACAAAAUGUACCAACAGCAACAGGUGAGAUACAAGGUACUGUUGAACAAAUUAACCUUGAUACGAUUAAAAGCUUGUACAAAAACA